Molecule: messenger RNA, 2919 nt
Organism: Helianthus annuus (common sunflower)
Lineage: Eukaryota; Viridiplantae; Streptophyta; Magnoliopsida; Asterales; Asteraceae
Product: probable LRR receptor-like serine/threonine-protein kinase At1g07650
Exons: 19
Coding region: 427-2787 (786 amino acids)
Biological process (GO): protein phosphorylation
Molecular function (GO): ATP binding; protein binding; protein kinase activity
Source: RefSeq, a predicted model, not a curated record
GUAGAAGUUAGUUCGAAAUUUAGGUUUGGCGGAAAUUGAAAUUGACGCGUUCGGUUAGAGUUUGGCGGAAGAACGUGUUAAGUUUUUGAAAUGAAAUUGAAGAGUUUGGCGGAAGGCACAUGUAAUGAAAUUGAAGUUCGGUUUGAUCAGUUGGGCGCCUAUAAAUCAAGUUUCUGCAUGCAUCGGAGGUUAAGAUCGACACCUGUGCUGUUCUUGUUCAUUCUUGUGUUGAAAUGGUAGCCCAUCCGUUGUUGUUUUUAAUGGAAAUGCUGGCAAUCAUAUUGAUUUUGUACUCAAGUUUUGUGUUCGCAAAGCUUGAUACGCAAGAAGGGGAGGUACUCAAAGAAAUUUUGGAAAAGUUAGGGAUGGGAGAAUGGAGUUUUGGCAAGGAUCCUUGCAGCAGCAGAGUGAAUCCAAAAGUUAGGGAUGGGAGAAUGGAGGUAUAUACAAGGUUGUUCUCUUGAGGGGCCCUUUCCUUAUAGCAGCAUCUCAGCCUUAACACAACUAGUUGAUUUGAGAAUCAGUGACUUGAAAGGUGGAGCUUAUUCUAAGUUCCCACAACUAGAGAAAAUGACAAAUCUGAAAAAAUUGCUACUUAGGAAUUGUUUGAUCCAUGGAACCAUUCCUGAGUACAUAGGGAAUAUGAAACUGGAAGCUUUAGAUCUCAGUUUCAACAAUUUUAGUGGUCGCAUCCCGCAAUCUUUUUCCCAACUACGAAAUGCAAAGUAUAUUUAUUUGACACAAAAUAAUCUUAGUGGAACGAUCCCUGAAUGGGUCUUUACAAGCACCAAGGAUGUGGACGUUUCAUAUAACCAAUUCAUAUGGGAUGCUUCUCAUCCGCACAUGUGUGCACAAGGGUUUGUGAAUAUGGUUCAAAGCCAUUCUUCCGCAAUCAAUGAUGGAACUAAUAUUCUUCCAUGUCUACGAAAAGAUUUCCCAUGUAAUAAAUCAAACGACCAAUCGUAUUCAAUGUUUAUCAACUGCGGGGGAGAAGAAGUAUAUAUCAACAACACUCUGAAAUAUAAAGAAGAUUUAGAAUCAAAACUUACGCCUUAUUACGAUGGUGGAAAUUGGGCGUUUAGCAGCACAGGAAACUUCUUAGAUGAUAGCGGUGAUGAUGUCUAUAUUAUUUCCAACACGUCUAAUCUCCACAACAUAUCCACAUCGGAUACGAAAUUAUUCAUAAAUGCACGAACAGCCGCUAUCUCUCUUACGUAUUACGGAUUGUGUCUUUUGAAUGGGAAUUAUAACCUUACCCUUUACUUUGCGGAGAUUGUUUUCUCCCAAGAUAAAUCAUACAACAGCCUCGGGAAGCGUGUAUUUGAUGUUUAUGUGCAGGGAGAGUUAAAAAUAAAAGAUUUUGAUAUAGUAAAAGAGGCUGGAGGUACCGGUAGGGCAGUUCUAAAGAAAUAUACGGUUAAUGUGCAAAAAAAUACAUUGAAGAUUCAACUUUACUGGGCUGGAAAAGGCACUACUUGCAUUCCUAAAAGAGGAAGUUAUGGUCCGAUUAUAUCCGCCAUAUCCGUUGAGCCAAAUUUUAAGCCACCAAAUUUCGGAAAAAAGACUAAAGUUGGUUUAAUAGCUGGGACUAUUGGUGGUGUGCUCUUUUUUGUAGUUUUGAUAAUUUCCAUAUUGUGGAGAAAAGGCUACAUUAUGGGAGGGAAAACUGCAGAUUCUGCAGAGCUGAGAGCUUCGGAUCUGGAAAAGAAAAAUAUUUUCACAUACAAGCAGAUACAAGCUGCAACAAAGAACUUUGAUCCAUUAAACAAGCUUGGAAAAGGGGGAUUCGGGUCUGUGUUUAAGGGCGUAUUGUUGGAUGGGACAAUAAUCGCAGUAAAACAACUAUCAGACGUGUCCAAGCAAGGAGCCCGCGAGUUUGUCAAUGAGAUUGGCAUCCUUUCAGCAGCGAGACACCCAAAUCUGAUCAGAAUUUAUGGAUGUUGUGCUGAAGGGAGCCAACUGUUAUUGAUAUAUGAGUACAUGGAAAAUAACAGCUUAUCACAUGCCCUUUUAGGGAAUGAAAAGAGAUUAAAAGCGAAGCUCACUUGGCCCGUGAGGUUUAAAAUAUGCCUGGGGAUAGCUCGAGGCUUGGUUUAUCUUCAUGAAGAAUCACAAUUGAAAAUAAUUCAUAGAGACAUUAAGGCUAGCAAUGUUUUGCUAGAUGAAGAUUUCAACGCCAAAAUAUCUGAUUUUGGCUUAGCAAAGCUUCAUGAUGACCAAAACACCCAUGUCACGACUCGUGUUGUAGGAACAAUGUUUUAUAUGGCUCCAGAGUAUGCCACUCGUGGUUACUUGACUCCUAAGGCCGAUGUUUAUGGUUUUGGAAUUGUGGCACUAAAAAUUGUUAGUGGAAUAAGCGUCUACACGGAGUUGAUGAGUGACGUGAAAGGCUAUUGCAUUAUAGAUAAGGCGCUUAUGCUGAAAGGAAGAGAUCUACUUAAAAUGGUUGAUAAAGACUUAGGGUCCGACUAUUCUUCAGAAGAAGCAUUAACGGUACUAAAUGUGGUCGUUUUAUGCUUAGAGGUGUCUGCCAUUAGACCAACCAUGUCUCAAACAUGUAACAUGCUAGAAGGAAAAUUAAACAUUAACGAUUUUCGAAGUAGCAUGCGUCCGCCUUUAGACCAACGUAUAGACAUUUCCUUAUUAUGGCCAGACUAUAAACGAAACGAUAUGGAAACCGGCGCCUCGACGAGUACUCAAUCCGUUUUCACAGAUUCCUUUCUCACGGAGGAUUUUAUUACUAAGGAUUUUAUUGCUGAGACUAUGUGUAGUGGAAGACACAAAUAAUGUCCCCCACCUUUGGCGUUUUGCGCCAUGUGCUAGUCCAGUCAGCAAUAAGACAUUAUGAGGCGUUUUUCUAAAAUGGGUGUAGUGGGGAUGUGGAUAUUGUGAGGCAUUAUGUUAAAAUGGGUGUAAUAG